ACCCAAGAAGGUACAAAGAGCGUCCUUUCCUACACGCCCAUGUCAGAACGGGACUACGGUACGCUUCUCUGCUACGCCUACAACCUCGUGGGACGCCAGACCGAACCCUGUUCCUUCACUAUAAUAUCGGCAGGACCUCCUGAACAAGUAACCAACUGUAAGGUAGAUAAUGUGACGUCACACUCAGCUGGGAUCACCUGUCAUGCUGCCUUUGACGGCGGUUUACCCCAGCGCUUUCUUCUGCAGGUGUGGGAAGUGAAUUCAUCCAUGCUGGUGCUGAACAUCUCGUCGGCGAGUCCAGUGUUCAACGCCAGACCACUUGAACCCGACCACACGUACAGCGCUUCGGUCGUGGCGAUGAACAGCCGGGGCCUCAGUCCUCCCAGCCGGCUGCUCAUCCUCACGCUCAAGGAGGCGGAGAUGCAUAAAAGUCUCCCUUCCAUGGUUGAGCCCGCCCCCUUAGUCGUGGUGAUGGGCGUGGGUGCGGGCGUUCUCUUGGUGGUGGGCGUGUUGGUGCUGACCGUCUGGUGUGUCAAGGAGAGGACUUCCCACGCCCACGGAAGCCCGACGGUCACUCAGGUCGUCUUGAAUGACAACAAUCCUGACCUUCUGAGCGUGGAGGCCGCGGACGAGAGCAAGGGCAUCCUGGGCAACGGGUCGGUGAUGGUGACGUCGUACCACACGAAGGACCACAGCCCCGCCGUCAGCACGACCAUCCACUCGAGGGAGCUCCAGCAAGGGGGCCACCAAAGACUCUUGCUGUAGAUCUCUGAUAUUCAAGAUACAUGCUGACACAGAGCGCCACGAGAACGGUCGACACAGGAGAAGGCUCAAGACGGAGAAGAGGAAAUCAGGAACCUUCAAGGAUGCCAAGACGACCAACUCUUUAAGGCGGUACAGUUUUGGAACCAAAGAGCCUCAUGAUCCGAGUCAGUUCAGAAGGAACACAUUGAGAUGACUGGAAAGGGUGAACAAAGUGAACAGGAACACUUUUUUCUUGAAUAAAUGAUAACAGUGAUGAUAAAGUAAAAGUGGGUUUCAAGAAAAAAAGGUAAAGGUUUGACCUCGAAAAGGUGACGGGUUAUAAGCAAAGGAUUAUAGGCCAGAGACGAGAGGAAAGUUCUUGAAUUGAGGCAAGGGAUAAGAUGUUACGGUGACAAACACGUCUUGAAGCGGGCGAAGAUCCCGUCGGAAUGAACAUGGAGAAGAAAAAAAAUCGCGAGGAAAACAGAUGCAUAACAGACCGGUUGGUGAAGGAAACCUGAAACGCGAGAGAGGUUUUUCCUGCAGGCCAAAAUAUUCAUUGCUUCAAGAGAAGGAAUGAGCGAGUGAGUGCAUCGUUCGCGGCAGAUCCUGACUGACAUAUCAGCAUCCAGGCGUCAAGAUCAAACACAUGGCAACCUUUGGAAUACAGAAAUAAAAUAGUGUGUGUCUUUAUCAAAGUUACCCCUCAAAAAAUGCGUGUGUGGGACGACUAUUUUCUGCGAACAAAGAAAACGGGAAGUGGCUACAGUGUCUGCAGGUUUAUUCUUAAAGACUGCUAUCUUCCGCUAAGCUGUUUCUUCAAGAAAUAUGUAACCCUACUUAUCUAUAUUUAACAUAUAUGGCUAUAAUCAAUGUACAUAAUGUUGUCAGUGAUUUUAAUCUAUUGUCUGUUCCUUCAUUUCGAAUUUCUAUUGUCAAAUGGCUUUAAAAAAAUGUAAAAAAAAAAAAAAAAAUAUGUCGGGUGGUUGCCUGCUGUUGUCCAAGCCUAGACGUUAGGCAGCCAAGAGUUGUUCGUAAACUGAUCUAUAUGAAUGGAAAAUGCCAGAAUGUUGACUGUUUUUAUUGUAUUUUUCUAUGUUUUCUACUGUGCCAAAAUAAAAUUUCUCAAGGAAUAUAUGUAAGUUUUAUAAAUAAAAUGA
Molecule: messenger RNA, 1904 nt
Organism: Penaeus indicus
Lineage: Eukaryota; Metazoa; Arthropoda; Malacostraca; Decapoda; Penaeidae
Product: nephrin-like
Exons: 8
Coding region: 40-765 (241 amino acids)
Molecular function (GO): protein binding
Source: RefSeq, a predicted model, not a curated record